Messenger RNA from Lotus japonicus, 651 nucleotides. RefSeq names its product rop guanine nucleotide exchange factor 12-like. The coding region runs from base 1 to 651 and encodes 216 amino acids. The transcript has 4 exons. The record is from RefSeq and is a predicted model, not a curated record. Gene Ontology annotation, molecular function: guanyl-nucleotide exchange factor activity. Lineage: Eukaryota; Viridiplantae; Streptophyta; Magnoliopsida; Fabales; Fabaceae.
AUGGAACAAAUGAAGGAGAGAUUUGUUAAAUUGCUAUUGGGGGAGGAUAUGUCCAGUGGAGGAAAGGGUGUUUCAUCAUCUCUGGCACUGUCAAAUGCAUUCCCAAACCUUACUGCUGCUGUUAUUUCUGAACAAAAGUGCCUAGAGCCGAUGCUUCCCAAGAGGAAAGGCAGAUGGAGAAAGGAAAUCGAUUGGCUUCUAUCAGUGACAGAUUAUGUUGUUGAGAUGGUUCAUACUCAACAAAAAUCAAAAGAUGGAUCCAGCAUGGAGAUUAAGACUACGCGACAACAAACGGAUCUCCAUAUGAAUAUCCCUGCCUUAAGAAAGCUUGACAACAUGCUUAUUGAUUGUCUAGAUAACUUCAAAGACCAGAAUGAGUUCUACUAUGUAUCAAAAGAUGCAGAUGAUGCAGAUAAAGAUAGUUCAAAGAGAAAAAAUGAUGACAAGUGGUGGUUACCUACACCUAAGGUUCCUGCAGAGGGUUUGUCUGAUGCGGUGAGAAGGUUUCUGCAGUAUCAAAAAGAUUUUAUGAAUCAAGUACUUAAAGCAGCGAUGGCCAUAAAUGCACAAACUCUAUUGGAGAUGGAGAUCCCUGAAAGCUAUAUUGAACCCCUACCCAAGAUAAGUAAAAAAGAACUAGUAUCUACAUAG